Molecule: messenger RNA, 1377 nt
Organism: Melopsittacus undulatus (budgerigar)
Lineage: Eukaryota; Metazoa; Chordata; Aves; Psittaciformes; Psittaculidae
Gene: SHISAL1
Product: shisa like 1
Exons: 5
Coding region: 116-721 (201 amino acids)
Source: RefSeq, a predicted model, not a curated record
GCCUCCGGCCCCGCUUCGUAUGCGAGGUUUCCUUCGGAUUCGCUGGAAAAAGUGGCUGUGACCCGAGAGAGACUUAGAGCAAGGUAAUUCUCUAACGGACCAAUGAAAGCCAACGAUGACAAGUUGUGGUCAACAGUCCUUGAAUGUGCUGAUGGUUCUGCUUUCAUUACUCUUGUCAGCAGUGUUGUCUGCACAUUUUCGGGUCUGUGAGCCAUAUACGGACUACAAAGGUCGCUACCACUUUGGUUUUCACUGCCCCCGUCUUUCUGACAAUAAAUCUUACAUCUUUUGCUGUCACCAUAACAACACAGUAUUUAAAUACUGCUGCAAUGAGACAGAAUUUCAGACUGUUAUGCAGAUGAACUUAACAGGGAACGCAGAUGGAUAUAUGCAUAACAACUACAGUGCACUGUUAGGAGUGUGGAUCUAUGGCUUUUUUGUGGUGAUCUUGCUGAUACUGGACCUUUUAUAUUAUUCUUCAAUGAACUAUGACAUUUGCAAAUUUUACCUGGCAAGGUGGGGUAUCCAGGGAAAGUGGAUGACACAGGGACAGAGCCGAUGGAUUAACCCUGCUCAGGAUCCAAGCCAAGUACAGACACAGCCUCAGCCAGAGACACAGCCUCAAACUCAGACACAGCCUCAAACAUCACAGACAGUGCAUACUUUAAAAGGAGAUGCUUUAAGCCCACCCCUGAUGACUUUUCAGAGUACAUCUGCCUGAAAAUGAUAUUGAUGUGCCUCAAGAUGGGAGAGGUAAGACCAGACUUCAAGGAGCAGCUUUUAAGAAAAUCAACUAAAUGACAAGAGCUGAAAAAAGCUGAAAAACGCAGGAAAGAGAAAGACUACAGGAAAAAGACUGAGCAAGUCCCCUCAAAAGAAACACCAGGCAGACAGCUUCCAUAGGCAAACAAUAUAGAAAGAGUUUCCAGAAGAAAGCAGUCUGUAAGCAAUACUCUAAUUCUAGACUGACAAUAUUGUCUCUGAAAGAAAGCAUCAUAUUUGACGAAAUGCUCAAUAGCAAAAAGGAAAUAAGUUGCUCUGGCAAAUCCACACAAAGGUGGGAAAAGAUCACUAGACAAACCUUUGGUAGACAACAUUUCUUUGCCUCCCCAUCCAUCUAUUGCCAUUUGAGCCUGAUCUAAGUGUCAGAAUACUGAAUGUGAGUUUUUCCAGAGUUCUCUGGUGAAAUUUUUGUCCCAGUAGGGUAGAUGCUGGCAAUCCUCAUCACUGUUAACCAUACUGCCAUCUGCAUUACAAGGUAGAGUGAAUCCCUUUUAUCGAGUCAAACUGCAUUAUAUCCACCAUUUUGACUUUAAUACACAUUUGAAGAUAAUUGGCAAUUAUUCUGCUAAGACAUCAAAUAUCUGAGCAAAUAUU